UUUUGCCAAUGACGGUAGUGCUGUUAUAGAGCGAACAAUUGAAGUUCGUAGCAAAAAGCUGGCGAAAUCAAAGGAAGAAUUGGAGUAUAUUUAUGAAAUCGAGCGUACUGUAGAAAUAGUUUUGAGUGGAGGCUAUGAAAGAAUCGCACUUCAAUUCCCGGACGAGCUAUUAGCUGAUUCAGCUGAAAUUACGACAGUAUUGCACGAUCGAACUCGGAAAAAAAUCUUUGUUUUGGCUGACACAUCUUAUGGCAGCUGUUGCGUUGAUGAAGUUGCAGCUCAACACGCUAGUGCUGAAUGCAUUGUCCAUUAUGGCCACAUUGAUCAUUGCUUAGAAGUAUUCGAUGGCUUGUUUUGUCAAGAUAAAACUAUAAAAAUCAUCAUCAUGUAUGAUGUAGUAUAUUCUUACUGCAUCGACAAAUUCAUGCACAAAGUGCGAAAAGAUUUGAAAUACACAAAUGUUAUUCAAUCUUUCGUCAAGACGGAUUGUAAUAUAUCACAAGGAUUAAAAGAUAUGAAUAGUCCUCAACUCAACGGAAGAUAUUAUAAACUUCUUGAGGGAACAAGCAUUGAAUCUUACACAAUCUUUUAUAUUGGAGAAGAAAGCGCAACAUUAGUAAACAUCUUGCUGACAUACAAUAAGUGUAAAGUACGUGGACACCAAGAAUCACUACCGAAAAAUAAAUCUUUAAUGAGACGGUUUUACAUGGUUCAAAAAGCUAAAGACGCAGACGUCAUUGGCAUAGUGGUGGGUACCUUAGGUGUAGGAAAAAAGCCUUACACAUUCGUGAUGGGCAAACUCAACGUGGCAAAAAUGGCAAAUUUUAUGGAAAUCGAUUGUUUUGUACUCGUAGCUUGUUCAGAAAAUUGUUUACUUGAUUCGAAGGAAUUUUAUCGUCCAAUUGUUACACCUUACGAAUUAGAAAUCGCAUUGAAUUCGUCGAAGCAAUGGACCGGAGAAUAUAUUACGGAUUUUCAGCAAUUACUAUCUGGUCCAUUGCUUCGACCUAAGUCAAAUAACAUCUCAGUAAUCGAUAAAACUUUACGAAUCUCAAAGCAUUUAACUUACGAAUUCAAUGCGAUUUCUAAUUCGUAA
Racocetra persica is the source of this 1096-nucleotide messenger RNA. Lineage: Eukaryota; Fungi; Glomeromycota; Glomeromycetes; Diversisporales; Gigasporaceae. The record is from the annotation of a GenBank genome assembly.